This is a messenger RNA of Penaeus chinensis, 1194 nucleotides long. RefSeq lists its product as uncharacterized. NCBI's taxonomy places the organism in Eukaryota, Metazoa, Arthropoda, Malacostraca, Decapoda, Penaeidae. Gene Ontology annotation, biological process: chromosome segregation. Gene Ontology annotation, cellular component: MIS12/MIND type complex. The transcript has 4 exons. Bases 99 to 728 code for a protein of 209 amino acids. The record is from RefSeq and is a predicted model, not a curated record.
GCUCGUAGUCUCCUGUCCGUUUAAAUUCAAGUACUAUCCCUGUGAAGUUAUUUUGUCCCUCGUUUCAGUUUCCAAGCUUCGUUUUCCAUUCACUGACUAUGUCUGAGAAAGCAAAGGAGCUGAAGACAGAUGAGACAGAAGGAGCGAGGGUGAGAGCGCUGAAGGAGGCCUUAAAUCACAGCGUGGAGAAGAUCCUGGGAGGCUGGAAGGCUUCACUAUUCGCCAAAUGUUUCCCUUCUCUCUCGACUGACAAUGAGGCUGUCCUGGAAGCCAUUCGGGUGUCAGUGGUGGAGGCUGUGCGCAGGGCCAUAUAUGAGGACAUCGGAGGGAUCAUUGAGGAGGAGGGUGUUGCUGGGCCACUGGAGGAGCUCAGUGCCUUGGUCAAGAAUUAUGCUGGGCCUAAGUAUGCCAAGGCUUGGAGGCCGAGUGGGGAGCCUGUAGCUGAUGCCCGGGCACACGAUGCCAAGUUUUUGCAACAUGAGAAGCAACGUCUAUUGGAAAGUUUGGAGUCCCAUAGAAAAGGUUCAGAGGAAUUAUUGCAACGUGUCAAGUCAGGACGCAAGGAGUGUAGAGAAAAUCAGAAAGAAAUUCAGAGCCGGUUGUCAGCACUGAAGGAGCUCUCUGAUGUGUGUGGCAGACUACAAAAAGAGAAGAGGAUUGCUUUCUGCAAUAACAUGUUCUUCGGUGUUGACCUUCCUCAUGAUGUGGCAGAGGGUAAUGCUGUGUAGUUAUUGCCCUCCCUGGGGAUCUAUAGAUCAGUGUGUGUUAUUUUUCAUUGAUAAUAUUUUCCACCAGUGGCAUUAUCAUUUAUAUAGGUCUGAUGGAUGCUGCUUGUCAUGAUGAAGUUUGUUAAAGUUCUUUAAGCUGUUUGUACUCCAGUCCUCUCUUACUGAUAUCUUAUACUUGACCCCUUAUGGACAGGGUCUCAAAUAGUCCACACUCAUUCAAUGCUAUGCAUGUCAAUAAAUGAGAUAUAAAUGUAUUUUCAGUCUUUCUAAUUUAAAAACUACCCUUUAAGGUAGUUUUGUUAAAAAACAUGCCACUGGGUGUUGUGGUUACCUUUACCCUGCCUGUGAAGGGUGAAAAGCUGCUUUUCUAAAUGUUUUUUCUUGUAUAUAUUAAGAAAGGAAAGGGACAGAUUAGAUAUGCCUUGAUAUAGAUAAACCUAAAAAAAAAGUAGAGAGAUUUUUUAUU